This is a messenger RNA of Pseudo-nitzschia multistriata, 2091 nucleotides long. The record is from the annotation of a GenBank genome assembly. Lineage: Eukaryota; Bacillariophyta; Bacillariophyceae; Bacillariales; Bacillariaceae.
CUAAUCCACCCUGUUCCGGAACCUUCCGGUACCGUCCAAAGCCUGUAGAUCUUGCGUCCGCACCGAAACCAGCUGCUGUACUGCUGCUCUAUUAAUGGUAUAGAGUGAAAAGGAUGACAGACCCACGGAAAGGGAACGACAUCGUUCUCCGAAACCAAAAAAUCCUUUUGGUUCGUCGACCGAAUGGUCUGCCCCAACCGGAAGAUUUCCGAUUGGAGCAGGAAAACAUCGUCGUGAGCGAUGCCAAGCUAAACGAUUCGGACGACCGAAAUUCUCUGAUCGUCCUGGAGACACUUUACGUCUCCAUCGAUCCGGCAAUGAGGGGGUGGAUGUCCACGCAGAGGUCUUAUCUCCCUCCCGUCCCGUUGGGAUCCGUCAUGAGGGCUUCCACCGUCUCUAGGGUGAUCGCCGCCGCUCCUCGUGCUCUAGAGCGAGCUUUUCCUGUGGGCUCACUUGUUCGGAGUGAGAUCGUCGGGGUACAGUCGUACUUCGUGAUGGAGGGCUAUUCCGAGGCGCGGGCCCGGAAGCGGUUGACAAGGCUAGAGAUGGCUUCAAUCCCGAGAAGCACCGGCCUCUCCCCCGCAUCGCACCUGGGCGUGCUCGGAACGACCGGGAUGACCGCUUACUUUGGAUUGCUGAGGGUGGGCGAACCAAAGCCCAGCGACGUCGUCCUGGUAUCGGGUGCUGCCGGUGCCACCGGAUCGAUCGUUGCCCAGAUCGCCAAGCACGUAGUGGGGUGCAAGACCGUGAUCGGGACGGCGGGGACGGACGAGAAAUGCGCGUGGCUGGAAGCCAACGGUGUCGUGGACGUUGCGAUCAACUACAAGACUGCGGGUUCCUCCCUGUCGCGGGCGAUUCGGGAGGCUUCGUCUCCCGGAAAACACAACGCUGGAAGAGCCAAACGAAUGCAAGGCGGGGUAGACGUGGUCUUCGACAACGUCGGCUCGGAGUUCCUGGAGGCUGCUCUUGGCAACCUUGCUGAAAAGGGAGGAGCGCGGGUGGUGUUGUGUGGUGCGAUCUCCCGGUACAACCAGACGGGUGCAUCUGCUGGUGCUUCCAACGGUCCGAGGAAUUACAUGAACCUGCUGGUCAGGCGCGCCUCCAUGAAAGGGUUUGUGGUCUUUGAUUACAAGAAAGAGUACCCGACCGCCAUCCGUGACCUGGUGAAAUGGAUCUCCGACGGGAAGAUUCGUUGCUACGGGGAAGACAUGCGCCACGUCGGCAUAGGACAAUUCUACCCCGCCUUGCUCUCCCUGUUUCGGGGAACUAACACCGGCAAGGUCGUCCUGAAAGUGAACGAGGAAAACGCCGUGGCCUCAAGAUCCAGGCUGUAGAAAGUGACCAAAUGACGGGUAUGGCAGUCAGGAGGAUGGUGGUUCGAUUCGAAAGCGGGGAAGAAAAGAUACACCACCUGAGCGCCUCCGUCCAUUGCAUCGCUUCGGGCUAAGAGCACAUCUCAGGACGUCACGCAGCUCUGGGGUGGGAGAUAGGAACAAGAGCACAAAAUGGAACGAAGGACCUAUGCUGGCUAGCAGUAACACCAUCAGAAUGAUUAUCGCGUAUUUACAAGUACUACCAGCUCUGAUCGACCCAACUGUAUCUCCACGUCCAAACUACAAGUGCGGACGUUGCGAGCCGCUGUUGAAUCAUUGGGGGUAGCUAGAUACUGUAGAAUUCAUUUCUCUACUGUAUCUUUUUGCCCCUCAAAGCAACAAGCUUGCAUCAUCGUUCUAUUUUGAAGCAACAACAACAAGAAUAUUGUGAAGUGUUGUCAUGGUGGGGAUUAUUUGGUGCUACAUUACCCCGCUGCUUGCUGCUGUCUAAAAAUGAAAGUGAAUGCGUUACUAGCAGUUACUUCUUAGGGGAUACUAGGAAUAUCAUAACAAGUGAUCAUGCCAUCCUUAAUAUUUUCAAUACAAAUUCUUCAGAGCUCUACUGAGUUUUGCUCCCCAACAUUUUCAGCAUGAUCUGCCUUCUGAGAAAGAAGCAGAAUUGGUUCUGCGCCAGCAGAAUAUUUGAAAACUACCUCAGUAGAGUUCCUACUUUGUUCUACUGCGCUAAUGAUGGCAUCAUUAAAUUAAAGAUGGGAAC